Messenger RNA from Phyllotreta striolata, 4259 nucleotides. Lineage: Eukaryota; Metazoa; Arthropoda; Insecta; Coleoptera; Chrysomelidae. The record is from the annotation of a GenBank genome assembly.
UUUCCAUGUUGUGUGCAUGUUUUUGAAAUUGUUUCUGCUUUAUUCAGUAUUUUCUAGUUAAUAUGGGAGAAAUUGAAGAAGAUAAUUUUCCACGUGGAGGAACCAGACCACCUCAAUCUUUGAAGCGACCUAACAAAGAAGAGAAUUUAUUUUCUCAAACUACUAAGCCUAAACCCAAAAAGCAAAAGAAAGAGAAGAAAAAACCCGAAGGUACCCUAAACGAAGAUGCCUUCCACUCAUCGUUAAAAAUACAGGGAACUCUAUCUUACAACAGCCUUAGAACAGAUAUGCUAAUUUUGGGAUGCAUUCGGCAUAUCACGAAUUUCUCACUAGAAAUCGAACUACCCGGCUUAACCUUCGGACACGUUAACAUAACGAAUAUAUCAGACAGCUUGACGAAGUAUCUGAACCACAAACUCGAACAAGCAGACGAAGAUAACGAUACUUUCCUCACAAAAAUGUUCACCGUGGGCCAAUACGUCUUGACCAAAGUCCUGAACAUCGAAAACCGAGAUAAAGGCAUCCACGUGGAAUGCACCUUAAACCCCCGAGAAAUCUACAGCGAUAAAUUGCACAAUUCUUUCGAAAAAGGAAUGCUCGUGUGGGCCGCAGUCCAGUCCGAAUUGGAACACGGCUACGAAUUGAGUGCCGGAAUAAAAAAUUGCAGGAUAUUUCUACCGUUCAAAAAUACCGAUGAAACGAGGAAAUUAUUCACAGGUGAACUAUUGUGGUGCGUGAUACAUAAAUGCGAGAUUUCAAACGCAGCGAGUACUCUUAGGGUGGGUAACAAAACGCAACACUUAAAAAACGCCAAAAUAGAGGAAAUCGAUAACUUAUAUAAGUUAAUACCCGGAAUGCAAGUCGAAGUAGUAGUCGAUAAGAUUACUGCGAGUGGUUUACAAUGCAAGUUUCUCGACAAUUUCUUCGGGUACAUCGAUGAAGGUUUUUUGAUGAAAGAUCUAAGCAAAUAUCAAGAAGGAAACAUUUUAAAUGCUCAUGUAUUAUACGUAGAUCAUGCAGUUAAAAUCACAUAUUUUACCACUUUUGACAUAGAUGUAAUCCAUGCACCAGACUAUAAUAUAGGAGAAGUCGUUAAAGCAGAGGUCGUUUCCAAAGCACCCAACGGUGUAUAUUUUAAACUUCCAUCGAAAUCACUUUGCCUCGUAACAAACAGGAGGCUUAUCAAUUCACUACCGAAAAAGUACGCCAAUUUGGACUUUUCGGAAACAAUUCGAUUAAAAUUCGCUCCAAACACUCGACAUCAAUGCAGAAUAUUGGACUACAACAGGUUGUCUAAAUUGUACAUCGGUACAGUAGAACAAACCGUUAUUAAAGAAAGCGUUUUCAAUUCCAACGAUCUUGCUGUUGGACAAUUAGUAAACGCAACAAUAAAGGAUAUUAAACAAGAAGGCUUGAUAAUAUCUACUGGACAAGUGACAGGCUUCGUGUCCAAUUUGUACGUGUCCAACGUCGCGUACAGCGAUCCAAUCAAGAAGAAGUUCAGGGAAGGACAAAACAUCAAAGCUAGGGUACUGGAUGUUAAAGACGAUAACGUUCUAUUUACCUUGAAAACCGGCCAAGUGGAUUCCGAUGCUUGCCUAACCGACAUAAACCAAGCCAAAAGAGGAGAAACCUAUCCAGGCGUCGUUGUUCAAACCAAACCCGGUGGAGCCAUGAUAGCGUUCUACGGAAACGCCAAAGGUUGGCUCAGUAAGAAAUUCCUCAACGCAGAAGAAGACAACAAACCUGACCCUAGGUUGCUGUUUUACAUCGGCCAAGUCAUCAAUCCCUGGAUAUUAGGCGUGAAAAACGACGCAGCUAUUCUUUCGUUGAGCGAGCCUAGAAAGCGCAAGGAGUUUGAAGAUAUACCUGUUGGACGAAAAGUUAGCGGUAUUAUCAGUGGAAUUAAGAAAGAUAGGAUAUUUGUUAAGUCGAAAAAGGGGGAAUCGAUUGGAUCUGUACAUGCUAAUCACCUUUGUAGUACUGUAUCCUUAUGCUCGACUAUGUUAAAAACGUAUAAGGUUGGAGAUAAGAUGCAUGAUUUAUUGUGCGUAAGUAAAAGCGAAGGGAGAAAUUGGCUGUCGUUAAGAGAGGCCUCGGCUCUUAAGAGACAUCAGCACAUAAGGUUGCAAAAAUUCAGUACUUUGAAGCCGGGUUUUGUCGUUAGAUGUUCGUAUUUAUCGACUUGUAAUUCGGGUAUAUACGUAAUGCCUUUGAUUUUGGAUUAUUCGGAGAAAAUAUUGAUUAAAAAAAGGGAUAUUAUUGCGAGUGGGAAGCUGCCUUCGUUUGCUCCACAACAAAGUAUAGUUACAAAAAUUGUUGAAAUAACGCAAAAGCCGCAGCAAAUUCGUUUAACGGCUAAAUUAAACGAUGUAUUUAGUAGCAGCGUGGAUGACUCCAUCAAAUAUUUCAAGGAAUACUUGACUAGCUUGCAACGCAUUCGAAAUUUCGGAAUGGAGCACAAUUGGGACAUUUGCGCUUAUAAACCGGGAGAAAGAAUAGUUUGUAAAGUUGAAAAAUUAGGUGAAAAAGGGGGUUGUCUUGUUAAAUUACCGAACGGAGUUAAUGGAUUAGUAGCACCUCGACUUUGUCCAGACAAACUUAAAGAAGGCGAGAAUGUUACGGGUGUGUUUUUAUCACAAAACUUCACUAAAAACUACGCAGAAGUAUGCCUGAAACCCGAUAUAUACCAAAAAAUAAACCCUCUUCAAGACGGGACAAUAUCAUCAUUGAAUAUCGCGACUUGCAUCGCUGAAACUUUACUCAUCGGAAACGAUUCCAUAUUGGCUCUUUUAAAACAGAAAGAUGGCAACAGACAACUUGUUUAUGCACCAACGAAUCUUCACGAAAACGAUUUCGAAGGCUGCUCGAAGCAUUAUCAACAAGACAAGAUCAAACUUCGCAUAUGCGGGAAAGCUGAUACACUCGUAAUUGGCAUGAACAAGAAACUCUACGCGGCUUUGGAGAAGAACGAAAGCAAAUUGGAGCAAAUAGAAAAACGUAGACUUGUUAAAAAAUAUACAAACGAGAAUACAAUACAAAUUGAGGAAGAAGACACCAAUCAAGAUGAAGAUGUAGAUGACGAAAGUGAGGCGAUGGAAGUGCAAUCUGAAGAAGAAAGUGCAGACGAAGAAACCGAACCAAUGGAAGAGCAAUGCGAUGAUAUUAAAAGCGAAGAUGAUAGUGAAGAUGAUGAGGACAUUACAGAAACCUAUUUACAAGUUGAUAACAAUAUUAGCGAUAAAGACAGGAUGCCUGUUCUAUCCGGUGUCAGCUCGUUCUUCAAUGUAGCCAGCAAUGACCAAGCGGAUGUUUCUUCGGAUGAAGAAUUAGAGGAAACGACGGUGACGAAGAAAAAGAAGCUAUCAGCUGCUGAACGAUUGCAACAAGCCAAAGAAGAAGAAGAGAGAAUUUCGAAGAUCGAAAAAGAGCUGGCCGAUGCGAGUAAAUCGCCAGAGAAUGCGGAACAAUUCGAUCGAUUGUUGUUAGCUAAUCCUAAUUCGUCGGAACUUUGGACCAAAUACAUAGCUUUCCAUACUGCUGCCACAGAGUUCGAUAAAGCCAGGGUCGUAGCUAAACGGGCGUUAGAAGCAAUCAACAUGACUCUAGUAGAUGAAAGAUUCAACAUUUGGAUAGCUCUGCUCAAUUUAGAAAACAUGCUAGGAACAAAAGAAUCGUUCGAUAAAACCUUCGAAGAGGCCGUUAAAUACAACGACUCGCUAAAAAUUUACCUUCAGGCCGUCAAAAUGCUGGCCGAAUCGGGAAAACUGGCCGACAUGGAGGAGAAAAUUAAGAAAGCCCGAAACAAGUACAAACAGGUCCCCGAAAUGUGGCUGGAAAUCGCUAAAACUUACUACGAACUCGGCCAAUUCAAAGACGCUCGUAAUAUAAAGGAUGCUGCGUUGAAAUCUAUAGAUAACAAAAAAUCUCAACUGGAAAUAAUAGUUAAAUUUGCUAUAAUGGAGUUCAAAUUGGGCGAUCCUGACCACGGAGCAGCAAUUUUCGAAACGAUCCUCAGUUCUGAUCCCAAAAAGGUUACCGUUUGGACCACCUAUGUAGAUCAACUGGUUAAGAAAAAUAACAUCGAACAAGCCAGGCAAGUGCUUGAGAGAUCAGUUUGUCACAGAUUGCCUUUGAAGAGCAUGAAGACGUUGUUCAUGAAGUACAGGAUGUUCGAGGAGCAGCACGGAACAGAACAAAGCGUCGAAUUAGUUAAGGAAAAAGCGAAAGAAUACGUUUCUAAAGUUACGUUGAAAUAA